ACAAACUCUGUGAUUAGCAGAUUCUCUAUCAACCAGCCCUAACCAGGAAGGGCUUGUUGUUAACCAGCGGCGACAAGAUGGCGUCGCUGGAUCGAGUGAAAGUGCUGGUGUUGGGGGACUCAGGUGUUGGGAAAUCUUCACUUGUUCAUCUUUUGUGUCAAAAUCAGGUGUUGGGAAAUCCAUCCUGGACCGUGGGCUGCUCAGUGGAUGUCCGAGUUCAUGACUAUAAGGAGGGAACACCAGAAGAAAAGACCUUCUAUAUUGAAUUGUGGGAUGUUGGAGGAUCCGUGGGCGGUGCCAGCAGUGUGAAAAGCACACGAGCAGUAUUCUUCAACUCCGUAAAUGGCAUUAUUCUAGUGCAUGACUUAACGAAUAAGAAGUCAUCUCAGAAUUUGUAUCGUUGGUCAUUGGAAGCUGUCAACAGGGAUUUGGUCCCAAGUGGAGUGUUAGUUACCAAUGGGGACUAUGACCGAGAACAAUUUGCUGACAACCAAAUUCCCCUAUUGGUAAUAGGAACCAAACUGGACCAGAUUCAUGAAGCUAAGCGCAAUGAAGUCCUAACUAGAAUUGCUUUCUUGGCUGAAGAUUUCAAUGCAGAAGAGAUUAAUUUGGACUGCACAAAUCCUCGAUACCUUGCUGCAGGAUCUUCCAAUGCUGUCAAGCUGAGUAGAUUUUUUGAUAAGGUUAUAGAGAAGAGAUACUUUAUUCGAGAUGGUAACCAGAUGCCUGGCUUUCCUGACCGAAAGAGAUUUGGUGGAGGAGUUCUAAAGAACCUUCAUUAUGACUGAAAUAUACUCAUCCUUUUAAAGAUUGAACAAGAGGGAACAGAUUUUCCCUUCUUAAUGGGCUCCAGGGGCAAUGUAUUGGCUGUUAGAAUGCCCAGCCUUUCAUGCAUCUGUCUUAAGAAUUCUAUUCAUCAUACUUCCCCACUAAUGGAAAAAUAAAGGGAAAUGAUAAUAGGGGUCAUUCCUUCUCUA
Dromiciops gliroides (monito del monte) is the source of this 977-nucleotide messenger RNA. RefSeq names its product RAB, member of RAS oncogene family like 3 (gene RABL3). Gene Ontology annotation, biological process: intracellular protein transport. Bases 78 to 788 code for a protein of 236 amino acids. Lineage: Eukaryota; Metazoa; Chordata; Mammalia; Microbiotheria; Microbiotheriidae. Gene Ontology annotation, molecular function: GTPase activity. The transcript is spliced from 8 exons. Gene Ontology annotation, cellular component: endomembrane system. The record is from RefSeq and is a predicted model, not a curated record.